AUGUCUGCUAACGUCGAAUCUAACGCCGAUGUAGGUGAUGCGCAGAAGACAGCCGCUUCCAAAAAAUCUGCCGCCGGUGGCAAGAAAAAGUCAGCGGCCGCCGCAAGUACAAAAAAAGUCGUAGAACAUCCGUCCUACAACGAAAUGGUUCGCCAGGCUCUCGUCGCUCUCAAAGAACGCGGCGGAUCGUCCAGGCAGGCCAUACUCAAGUACCUCAUGGCAAACUUCAAGGUCGGAAGCGACGAACACUCCGUCAACACCCACCUCANAGUAGCCCUGAGGAAUGGCGUCAAGUCGGAAACGCUAAAGCAGUCGAAAGGAUCUGGAGCCUCAGGCAGUUUCCGCCUCGCUAAUCAAGGUGCUAAAUUAGAGAAAUGA
Molecule: messenger RNA, 378 nt
Organism: Helobdella robusta
Lineage: Eukaryota; Metazoa; Annelida; Clitellata; Rhynchobdellida; Glossiphoniidae
Exons: 2
Coding region: 1-378 (125 amino acids)
Biological process (GO): negative regulation of DNA recombination; chromosome condensation; nucleosome assembly
Cellular component (GO): nucleus; nucleosome
Molecular function (GO): structural constituent of chromatin; double-stranded DNA binding; nucleosomal DNA binding
Source: RefSeq, a predicted model, not a curated record